AUGUCGAUGUCGCUCGGCACGGGCGCACUGAGCUGGGAGCAAUCAUCAUGCAGCUGCAUGGGCCCAUCUCACGUCCUCCAUUCCUUCCCUUCGUCGUCGCUGCCCACUUCCCCAACAUCAUCAAUUGAGAUGUUGUCCGUCGUGGAGAUAUUUGCCGUCAUUGGUGUGCUGCUCUCCAUCUCCAUCGUCUACCGCUUCGCACUCUUCGUCUGGCUGUAUUUCCUCCGGCCCUCGGGCGUGCACAAAUUCUUACACGGCCCUCCUGCUUACGCCAUAGUCACCGGUGCCACCGACGGCAUAGGGAGGGCUGUCGCCCAGGAGCUGUACAACAAGGGCUUUAACUUGAUUCUGCACGGUCGCAACGAGGAGAAGAUGCGCAGCGUCGUGGAGAGCAUACGUGCGACGGGCUUGCGUGACGUGCGGUACUUCAUCGCGGACGCGUCUCAGCAGGGCAUUGAUUUUGUGAGCAUCGCGGAAAGGUAUAAAGACCUCAACAUCACGCUUGUGAUCCAUAAUGUCGGAGGCUCGUCGCCAAGACGGUGCAGAAUCGAUGGCUUCACUGAGUCGGAGCUGCUGGGAAUCGUGCAGAUGAACGCGCUCUUCCCACUCCUCCUCACGCGUGCGCUUCUCCCCUCGCUCCGCGCGUCGGCCGCGCACGGGCCCGUCCUCGUGCAAUUCGUCGGCUCGCAGGGCGCAGACGUGUCCCCGCCGCGGUUUGCGCUGUACGCGUCCUCAAAAAGGUUCCUCCAGGCUCUCGCGCGCGGGCUCGACGUUGACGAGCGCGUGUGGGACGGCGCGUCCGGCGUGCGGUUCGAGUACGCCGCUGUCGGCGAGGUGCGCUCGCAGACGCACCCCGUGCAAAUCCGCGUCAGCUCCCCGUCGGCGGAGCGCUUCGCGCGCUCGCUCGUCAAGCGCGUCGGCUGUGGGUGGAGGCGGUACGCGCCGUACAUGCCGCAUGCGUAUAUGCAGUGGAUCGUGGAGUUGCUGGGGGAGACGGUCGUGGAGAAGUAUGUGGUGAAGGAGAUCGACCAGAUACUCGCGCUCGGUGAGAAGAAGGCGUAA
Molecule: messenger RNA, 1062 nt
Organism: Sparassis crispa
Lineage: Eukaryota; Fungi; Basidiomycota; Agaricomycetes; Polyporales; Sparassidaceae
Product: Very-long-chain 3-oxoacyl-CoA reductase
Exons: 3
Coding region: 1-1062 (353 amino acids)
Cellular component (GO): endoplasmic reticulum
Molecular function (GO): oxidoreductase activity
Source: RefSeq, a predicted model, not a curated record